Ilex paraguariensis (yerba mate) is the source of this 303-nucleotide messenger RNA. Lineage: Eukaryota; Viridiplantae; Streptophyta; Magnoliopsida; Aquifoliales; Aquifoliaceae. The record is from the annotation of a GenBank genome assembly.
AUGUUCUCUGCAUAUAAUAUUAUCUCCAGCUUUGAAGAUGAAUUUCUUGCCUCUUUCAUCGGACUAACAUCCCAUUUAUCAAGACAACCACUAUUUCCUGGAAAAUCAUAUUAUUUGACUGCCAUUGUGCUAGCUACCGUGGACAGUGGUAGCUUGGACAAUAUGCAUUGUGUUGGUUCUGGUAAUUCACUGAGAGUUGCACAAGGAGAAGCUUCCGAAGUAGAGAAGAAAGUUUUGGCGAUUAGACAAUGCAUACACACACACAAAACAUCCACUUCUAUUUCCUUGCUUUACCACCAGUGA